Molecule: messenger RNA, 1191 nt
Organism: Pelobates cultripes (western spadefoot toad)
Lineage: Eukaryota; Metazoa; Chordata; Amphibia; Anura; Pelobatidae
Source: the annotation of a GenBank genome assembly
AUGUUUACACAGCACGUCACAUCCGGCUACCCAAAGAGGACCCCUCUACCCAGCAGGCAGCGCCGCGGACACCUAUCGCCCAUCGAGGACCCAGCAGGCAGCGCCGCGGACACCUAUCGCCCAGCGAGGACCCAGCAGGCAGCGCCGCGGACACCUAUCGCCCAGCGAGGACCCAGCAGGCAGCGGACCCCUCUACCCAGCAGGCAGCGCCGCGGACACCUAUCUCCCAGCGAGGACCCCUCUACCAACAGGCAGCGCCGCGGACACCUAUCGCCCAGCGAGGACCCAGCAGGCAGCGCCGCGGACACCUAUCUCCCAGCGAGGACCCCUCUACCAACAGGCAGCGCCGCGGACACCUAUCGCCCAGCGAGGACCCAGCAGGCAGCGCCGCGGACACCUAUCUCCCAGCGAGGACCCCUCUACCAACAGGCAGCGCCGCGGACACCUAUCGCCCGGCAGGGCAAGCCAGGCAGCGCCGCGGACACCUAUCGCCCAGCGAGGACCCAGCAGGCAGCGCCGCGGACACCUAUCUCCCAGCGAGGACCCCUCUACCAACAGGCAGCGCCGCGGACACCUAUCGCACAGCGAGGACCCAGCAGGCAGCGCCGCGGACACCUAUCGCCCAGCGAGGACCCAGCAGGCAGCGCCGCGGACACCUAUCGCACAGCGAGGACCCAGCAGGCAGCGCCGCGGACACCUAUCGCCCAGCGAGGACCCAGCAGGCAGCGCCGCGGACACCUAUCUCCCAGCGAGGACCCAGCAGGCAGCGCCGCGGACACCUAUCGCCCAGCGAGGACCCAGCAGGCAGCGCCGCGGACACCUAUCGCCCAGCGAGGACCCAGCAGGCAGCGCCGCGGACACCUAUCGCCCAGCGAGGACCCAGCAGGCAGCGCCGCGGACACCUAUCGCCCAGCGAGGACCCAGCAGGCAGCGCCGCGGACACCUAUCGCCCAGCGAGGACCCAGCAGGCAGCGCCGCGGACACCUAUCGCCCAGCGAGGACCCAGCAGGCAGCGCCGCGGACACCUAUCGCCCAGCGAGGACCCCGCUCUCAGAGCCUGGUUUGGCGCGAUAUGGCGGGCUGGUAAUUAGCUGCAGACAAUCCGCCUCCAUCCUCCCGCCCUGCAGCUCCCACACAUCGGGAACACGGAGCCCCGGCCACCCGGACAGCAACAGCAUCGCCCCCAGGUAG